ACUCAUGUUUGUAUGAUGAAGGUGACGCAUCACUUCCGCGUUCGGCUCCCGGUCACGCGCACACACAGUCAUGUGACUGUGUUGUUGUGCUUCAUCAUGGCGGCGCGCGGUUUGUUUCCUCUGGCUGUGUUCCUGCUUCUGUGUCCGGCGGCGGGUGUGUGGUGUUUCCCCGGUGUGAGGGAACCGGUGUGUGGGUACAAGUCAUGUCCAGCAACGAAGCCGUCCAUGCUGAAUGUACACUUGGUUCCUCACACACAUGAUGAUGUGGGUUGGUUGAAGACUGUGGAUCAGUACUACUAUGGAGGCCGUAAUGAAAUCCAGCAUGCUGGGGUUCAGUACAUCCUGGACUCUGUGGUAUCGGAGCUACAGAAGGAUCCAGCUCGCAGGUUCAUCUACGUGGAGACGGCGUUCUUCUACCGCUGGUGGAAAAAUCAAGACGAAGAGACGCGUAACAUUGUCACACAGCUGGUGGAACAAGGUCGGUUGGAGUUUGUUAAUGGAGGUUGGUGUAUGAGUGAUGAAGCCAGCACACACUACAGUGCAGUAAUAGAUCAGAUGACUCUGGGUCUGCGCUUUUUGAACGACACAUUUGGACACUGCGGGCGACCUCGAGUGGCCUGGCACAUCGACCCUUUUGGCCACGCCCGAGAACACGCCUCCAUGUUUGCCCAGAUGGGAUAUGAUGGCUUAUUCUUCGGCCGCUUGGAUUAUCAGGAUAAAGCACGCAGAAUGAAGAUGAAAGAGAUGGAGAUGGUGUGGAGAGCGAGUGAGAGCCUAGAACCACCGACUGCUGACCUCUUCACUGGAAUUCUUCCUAAUGGUUAUAACCCACCUGUGGGGUUCUGUUGGGAUCAGUCCUGCUCUGACGCACCAGUGCAGGACGACCCGGACCUCCAGGGCUACAACGUGGACCAACUAGUGGAAACUUUCAUUAACAUCUCCUAUACCCAGGCUGAGAAAUACAAGACGAAUCACAUCGUCAUGACGAUGGGAUCUGAUUUUCAGUAUGAGAACGCCAUCCCAUGGUAUAAGAACAUGGACAAACUGAUCCACUAUGUUAAUGCCAAGCAGGUGGGAGGAAGCAAAGUCCAUGUGCUUUACUCCACACCUUCAUGUUACCUACAGGAACUCAACCUAGCUAACAUCACCUGGCCGUCAAAGACAGAUGAUUUUUUCCCGUACGCUGAUAACGCUCAUGAUUUCUGGACAGGUUACUUCACCAGUCGCCCUGCUCUCAAACACUACGAGAGACUCAGUAACAGCUUCUUACAGACAUGUAACCAGUUGGAGGUGCUCGGUGGCCCGAAGUCCACACAUGGACCGUUUGGGGAGGGAGACAGCAACACAUUGAAGCAUGCGAUGGCUGUAGCGCAGCAUCAUGAUGCAGUUUCAGGCACUGAAAAGCAGCACGUUGCCAACGACUAUGCCAAGAGGCUCGCUAUUGGCUCAGCACACUGCCAGGUGUUGGUCAGCAACUCUCUUGCACUUCUCAGCGGCUCUAAUGUGCCACGUGUCUUCUGUGAGAACCUCAACAUAAGUGUGUGUCCCAUUACUGAAAGCAGCAAACAGUUCUUGCUGAACGUGUAUAAUCCCCUCGCUCGUCCUGUGGGCUGGUCGGUUCACCUUCCUGUGAACGGAUCCGUGUACAACGUCACCGACUCAGACGGCACCCCUGUGGACAAUCAGGUGAUUCCUGUUUCCAAGGCGACACAGGAUUUGAGGCGGGAUCGUGGUUCUGCUCAAUUCGAGUUGGUCUUUCAAGUUCAGGCUCCUCCAAUGGGCUUCAGCACUUACACCAUCACUCUGGUGCAGGACAGCCCUGCCCCGGCCCCACCCAAACCUGGAGCUCCAACCUCCAUCCAAAAUAAGUACCUGAAGGUGACCUUUGACACACAAACAGGACUGCUUAGUGGUCUGACCAACCUGGAAACACAACAGACCAUCAAACUCAUGCAGAACUUUUACUGGUACAAUGCAAGUGUUGGCAAUUCAGAGAGUGUUCAGACGUCAGGAGCUUAUAUUUUCAGACCAAACUCAACAACACCCAUUAUUAUUAACACAAAGCCUGAAGUCACCACACUGCAGAACUCUGUGGUACAGGAGGUGAGACAGUGGUUCAGUCCGUGGGUGUCUCAGGUUGUACGUCUAUAUGCUGAGAGCAAAUACCUUGAGCUCGAGUGGACAGUAGGACCCAUACCAGUCAGGGAUUUGUUUGGAAAGGAGGUGAUCACUCGGUUGGACUCAAGCAUUGAGACAGAGGGAUAUUUCUACACUGACUCUAACGGCAGAGAGAUCCUACAGAGACGGAAAGACUAUCGCCCCACAUGGGACCUGAAGCAGACGGAGCCAGUUGCAGGGAAUUAUUAUCCAAUCAACACUCGUGCUUUUAUAAAGGAUAAACAGAAUCAGCUGACUGUAGUGACUGAUCGUUCUCAGGGCAUCAGCAGCAUUUAUAAUGGUUCCCUAGAGAUCAUGGUGCACAGGCGUUUGCUGUGUGAUGAUUAUCGAGGCGUGGGUGAGGCGCUCUCGGAGCCAGGAGAUUACAAUGACGGACUCUCUGUGCGUGGACGCUUGCUCUUGGCUCUGACUCCGCCCAGCACCUCGGCCGACACCCACCGCCCCCUCGGCCAAGAGAUGGUGUUCCAGCCAACCCUGUCCUUCCAGCAGGGGGCACCACAGAGCACCACACCAAAGUUCUCAGGCUUGAGCUCAGCACUGCCCCCUGCUGUUCAUGUGCUAACUCUGUCUCAGUGGGAUCAGGAUUCUGUGCUGCUGAGGCUGGAGCAUCAGUACGAGCGCUCAGAGAGCCAAGUUCACUCUCAGCCGGUCACAGUCAGUCUGCAGAAAAUGUUUUCCACUCUGGAGCUAGUGGGUGUGUCUGAGAUGAGUCUGGGAGCCAAUCAGUGGAAAGAGGAUGUGAAUCGCAUGCAGUGGAAGCUCAACAAAAGUGAGGCAGCGGCGCCCCUGCGUGAGCGUGUGGGAGACCCCUCACCCUGGGAGAUAACACUCAACCCCAUGGAGAUUCGCACCUUCCUGCUGCGAGUGCGCAACAAAUAAAAUGACCAAUCACAAAGCGGUGUCCCUGCAGCAGCCAGUGACUUCACAGUGCCGGUCAACCAGCCAAUCAGAGUUUAGCACAGUCACAGCUUUACUGGCAGAACCAAUCACACACCGUGUCUUUCAGCCUGCACCGAUUGAUUAAUUAAUUAAUUAGAAUUUCACAUUAAAUUCAUCUCUUUAGGGACAAGUGUGUAUGUAUCCUGUGUUUAACACUGUUCACACAUACAGAUCCCAGCAGUGCCAUGUGGAUAAAUGUUUUAAACAGGGUUUUUGGUGCAAUAUAUUAAGGUGUUUAUAUAUUUUUCUACUUUUCUGAAACCCUCUAAGAAUAAAUUCAUGAUUUAACAGAAA
This is a messenger RNA of Tachysurus fulvidraco (yellow catfish), 3411 nucleotides long. It is a transcript of the gene man2b1, whose product is annotated as mannosidase, alpha, class 2B, member 1. Bases 13 to 3057 code for a protein of 1014 amino acids. The transcript is spliced from 24 exons. Gene Ontology annotation, cellular component: lysosome. Gene Ontology annotation, biological process: mannose metabolic process. Lineage: Eukaryota; Metazoa; Chordata; Actinopteri; Siluriformes; Bagridae. The record is from RefSeq and is a predicted model, not a curated record. Gene Ontology annotation, molecular function: carbohydrate binding; alpha-mannosidase activity.